Messenger RNA from Malurus melanocephalus (red-backed fairy wren), 1709 nucleotides. RefSeq names its product vacuolar protein sorting 4 homolog A (gene VPS4A). Gene Ontology annotation, biological process: vacuole organization; endosomal transport. The record is from RefSeq and is a predicted model, not a curated record. Bases 85 to 1398 code for a protein of 437 amino acids. Gene Ontology annotation, molecular function: ATP binding; ATP hydrolysis activity. NCBI's taxonomy places the organism in Eukaryota, Metazoa, Chordata, Aves, Passeriformes, Maluridae. The transcript is spliced from 11 exons.
GGGGCCGCGCGCAGCCGCAGUCGCUGCCGCCGCCGCCGCCGCCGCCGUCCCGGGGCCACCGGAGCGGCCGCACCGGGCGAUGCGAUGACAACGYCCACCCUGCAGAAAGCCAUCGACCUGGUCACCAAAGCCACCGAGGAGGACAAGGCCAAGAACUACGAGGAGGCACUGCGGCUGUACCAGCACGCCGUGGAGUACUUCCUGCACGCCAUCAAAUAUGAGGCUCACARCGACAAGGCCAAGGUGAGCAUCCGAGCCAAGUGCAUGCAGUACCUGGACCGGGCCGAGAAGCUGAAGGAAUACCUGCGAAGCAAAGACAAGCAYGGCAAGAAGCCCGUCAAAGAGGCACAGAAUGACAACAAGGGGAGUGACAGUGACAGCGAGGGCGAGAAUCCCGAGAAGAAGAAGUUGCAGGAGCAGCUGAUGGGUGCCAUCAUGAUGGAGAAGCCCAACGUACGGUGGAGUGACGUGGCUGGGCUGGAGGGAGCCAAGGAAGCCCUGAAGGAGGCCGUGAUCCUGCCCAUCAAGUUCCCACACCUGUUCACAGGGAAGCGCACGCCCUGGCGUGGGAUCCUCCUCUUUGGGCCGCCCGGCACUGGCAAGUCCUACCUGGCCAAGGCCGUGGCCACCGAGGCCAACAACUCCACCUUCUUCUCCGUGUCAUCCUCCGACCUGAUGUCCAAGUGGCUGGGGGAGAGUGAGAAGCUGGUGAAGAACCUGUUUGAGCUGGCAAGGCAGCACAAGCCCUCCAUCAUCUUCAUUGACGAGGUGGACUCGCUGUGYGGCUCCCGCAACGAGAACGAGAGCGAGGCGGCCCGGCGCAUCAAAACCGAGUUCCUGGUGCAGAUGCAAGGCGUAGGAAACAGCAGCGAUGGCAUCCUGGUGCUGGGUGCCACGAACAUCCCCUGGGUGCUGGACUCRGCCAUCAGGAGAAGGUUUGAGAAGCGGAUCUACAUCCCGUUGCCCGAGGAGGCAGCACGGGCCCAGAUGUUCCGGCUGCACCUGGGGAACACCCCGCACUCCCUGACGGACGCCAACAUCCAGGAGCUCGCCCGCAAGACCGACGGCUACUCGGGGGCAGACAUCAGCAUCAUCGUGCGCGACGCCCUGAUGCAGCCCGUGCGCAAGGUGCAGUCGGCCACGCACUUCAAGAAGGUCCGUGGACCCUCCCGCACCACCCCCGGUGCCCUCGUAGAUGAUCUCCUGACGCCGUGCUCRCCCGGUGACCCUGGGGCCACCGAGAUGACCUGGAUGGAGGUGCCCAGUGACAAGCUGAUGGAGCCCAUUGUCUGCAUGUCGGACAUGCUGCGCUCGCUGGCCACCACCCGCCCCACUGUCAACGCCGAGGAUCUCCUCAAAGUGAAGAAAUUCACCGAGGACUUUGGCCAGGAAGGUUGAGGGGGGCAUGGGGGGUGUGGGGUUGGGGCAGCUGCAGGCCCCGCUGUGCCCCCAUCCCCGGCCGUGCCAAACCGACUCACGUUGGCUCACUCCUGCCCCAUUGCACUGCAGCGCCCGGCAGGCGCAGGGACACGGCCCAGGGGGGAGGGUCUCACACUACGGGGGGUGGGUCUGAGCAUGGCCUGGGUGGCCGGGUUCCCCCCCGGCUGCACCCCACUCUUCUUCUUCCUGCUCUUUUUUUAUUUUUUAAAUUAAUGCUGCUUUGGGUUCUGUCUCGUUUCUAUGGAAAUAAAAACAAUCUGAGAGCUUCA